Diaporthe batatas is the source of this 3012-nucleotide messenger RNA. RefSeq lists its product as uncharacterized. The record is from RefSeq and is a predicted model, not a curated record. Lineage: Eukaryota; Fungi; Ascomycota; Sordariomycetes; Diaporthales; Diaporthaceae. The coding region runs from base 940 to 2709 and encodes 589 amino acids. Gene Ontology annotation, cellular component: fungal-type vacuole membrane; TORC1 complex. The transcript has a single exon.
CUGAGUCCCUCGUGUCUGCUAAGGUUCCAAGGCAGCAAGGGCCUGGGCUGUUCUCUGGAAGAGGCGGUCACGGCCCAGCAAUCGGGUACCUGGGUACGGGCCAUAGCGAAGGAGUGCCAUCCGUACUUCGGAACGGCAGAGGUGAUGGGCCAGAUCCAGAUGGAAUCGUCGGGCAGCGGGCACACGGCUAGUUUGCGCAAAUUGGACUGAUUGACUCCGUCUCCGUCUCAUUACGUCGCCGACCGUCGGGUCAAUCGUCACUCAAUAAUCUCCUUGUGCUGCAAGAGGAGACAAUUCGCCCUCGUCCUGACGUGGCACAACCUCAUUCAUUCAUUCAUUCACACUCUCUCUCUCUCUUGUCGUCCUGUCGUCGUGUGCCCGUCUCCUGCGACCGAUUGAGCCCACCCUAGUUUGGUGUCGCGACCGUCGUCGUCUUUCUACGCCACCACCCCCGACCACCACCACCCCCACUCAGUGUCUGUCUGUCUGUCUGUCUGUCUUCUGCUGCCCAGGACUCACUGACAGACAGCGCAGUGACUAACCGUGGUCCUGUACUGCUUGCGCCUCCCACGCUGCUGACACCCCCCUCUCUCUCCUGCCCCUCCACCAGGUCCAGUCGGUCGGCGCAAAAAGCAAAAGUUGGCGCCCACCUAAGGUCUGCCGACCGCCAAUCCACGCGCAUUCUGCCCACUUCUUCUCCAAAUCUGCAAGGAAUCUCCCUCACCGUGGUGCACACCGAAGCCGUCACUCAACUGUCCAGGACGGGCUCGCCCGCCCACACACCCUGGGGCGUUGGAAGGAGACAAUCACUGAGUGGACAGAGCCCUGGGUUCCUAGGUAGCUCGAGAAAUCAGGGUCAGACGGAGGAGAGCCCGUCUUGCGGCCGAGCACAGCAGCAAGCCAGCAGCCAGCAGCCAGCCAGCCGGAAAACAAGCAACCAUGGCCAGGGACAGGGAACGGGGAGACAGCAUCUCGCCGUCUGCCGGCCAAUCAAAACGUUCUGCAAACCAGCAGGAUAGCGAUUCAUUGGACAGCGACCAGACACAUCACAGUCAACAGCAUCAUCAGCAGCACCCGCGAACGCAUCACAAACCCCAGAGGCACCAUGUCGGUGGCGGAGGCGCCCGCUUACAUGCAAGAGUCCCGUCAUCCAAAGGACUCUCCAAGCACAACACCUCCGCAUCAUCCACAAAACUCAACCGAAGAGUCACCUCUCCCUCUCCCGAACGAAGCACCGGCCUUACUGCCGCUCACCGCCGACACCACUCCUCCGAGGUCAAAUUAUCCCGCGACCCGUCCACCACAAGUCUCAAGAAGAACCACUCCCAGACCAGCCUGAAGCGCAAUCGCUCCCAGGUCGAGGUCGCCAAGCGCUCCAAGCCCCAGAACCAGCUCAAGAGGUCUUCCUCCGAAAAGGCCGUCAGCAAGUUCAAGUCCUCCAAGUCCGCGGUGCACUUCGACCUCGGAAACGACGGACAGGAAGACGAGUGGAUCGAUGCUAGCAGCUCCGCGUCUCCCUAUCUGUCGAGGCGCGGAUCAGUCAACACAAGCGGUCAGUCGUCGGGCAAUGCACAGGGGAGCGCCGUCGGGAGUCCAGCAGGAGGUGUGACCGGCGACGAGGAGCCCACACCCCUGGCCGAACCGCAAAAGCUCCUGUUUGCUGGCGACAAGGAGCACAGCCGGACUUUGACAUCAAAGCUGCUUCAGCGCACGCCAUCGCAUAGCGCCACCACCGGCAUGUCCAACACAAUGGCCAUGGCCCGGGCCGCAUCACCCGAUAGUCGCCAUUCUGCGAGCACGCUGUCCGUGACCCCGGCACAGCCCCAGGGUGUUGUCGGGAGCAAUGGUCAAGAGGAGGUCACAUCACGCUUCGUCUCCCAGACCGCGGCCAGCUCGUUCACAGGCUCCGGGCCUAGAGGGCCCAGGUCGAUAGGAAACUUCUCCUCAUCAGCCAACAAUGGACUGUCCGGCACCACUGAAGUGCGCGACGACGAUGACUUGACAGACGAAGAGGACACUGGUGUGACCAGCAGUGCAAUAGCAACCACAGCUCGGUCAAGAGAGGUGGGAACAGUGGCGGCAGCACCAUCUGAGAAGAGCCGGACACAGCAGAAGAUCAACCUCCAAAGGGCCAGCUCGUCCAUGGAGCCGGUUCGUCACCGGCACUCCGGGAUUGGCGGCUUCGCGGCCGAGGUGGCCGAGGUGGCCGGUCCCUUGUUAGGCGGCGCAGGGUACGAUUCGCAGGAUCCCAGAGUCAACAAGCUUCUCGAGCGCACCGGGGUGGAGUACAACAUAGUACGUCGCUACCAGAACCCCGUCGCCCGCAGCUUGGUACGGCUGGCACAGCUCCCCGGCAAUGACAGUGCAAGGAGGAUACCCCGGCCCGGCACGGCCGGAGGUGCUGGUAGCCGCAGCUCUGUGAACCUGGCUGGUGGCGGGCAAUUCGGUCUCAGCCAGAGCUUCAGGGACGGUGCCAACGGCGCCAACGGGGCACGAAGGCCGGCGACUCCCAGGCGGGCCCAUACCACGAUUAGGAACAGUGGCACAGGCUCCAGCCUGGACACGGACGACGGCGGCGCCAGCAGAUUGCACGAGGCUCAGGGCCUGAGUGGGGCCAGCCUCGUCAAUGGCGACGACGAUGACGGGAUCCAGGCGAUAUUGAGGAGCAUGUGGGACAAGAGCACUCUAGACUUGGCCGCGAGCCAGUAAUAUCCCCGUACGCACUCACUCCAAUGGCCAGACGGCACGGAUUGAUGGUUUUUGUUUUGUUGUAAGCGGUUCCAGGAGGUCAUUCAAGCAGUCCCUGUCAUUUUGGACACUGUGAUCCCACUGGCCCAGUUUGUUCGGCGUUGGGGAUCGUAGCGUCACUGCUGAGAUAUCCACCAAUGAGGCAUGGAAAAGGUAUCUAUCUAGAGACGGCAGGAUUCAGGGUCUGAGGCCCCCCCUUUUUGGUUUCCUCGUUCAUAGCCGAGAACCACCAAGGAUGAACAAUAGAAGAAAGUCCACAGCGAA